AUGAUGACGACUGAGGCAGCUGAAAACGUAACAAAAACAUUUAAAUUUUCAUUUCCUACGUGUACAAAUGAAGAGGUUCUUUUUAAAUUGGAGGUACCUGUGGAUAUUCCUUACGAAGGAUCCUCACGUGAGCUGGUCCAACGAGUGUUAAAAAUGUUUCAUAUUCCUGUAUACUUGGAAGACGAGUUAAAUGAAAAGUUAGCAGAAUUUAUUGCUGAGGAAACUAAAAACUAUCACAAUGAAAGAGAUGAAAAAUUACUAAACCAAUUGAAAAAUGGAGAGCUAAAUAUUGAGGGAAUUAUCAAAGGAUGGGAGAAAAAUUUCAAAGAGAAUGUACUAGAAUUUGCUGAACAGAAGGGCUCUUCCGAUGAAGAAGUAUUUGCAACAGCCUAUCACAAAUUAGUCCAUUCUCCAGCAUUAGAAACAAUAUUACAAGUGGAGAGCUCCUAUGCUAAGACAGUUAUGAAUAUGAUUAAAAACCGUGAUAAGGAUAUCAGAAAGCUUACUGAAAGGCAAACACAAGAAAUGGAAGAUAAAAUCAGGCUACUUAACAUCUCAACAACAGAAGAGGAAAUUAAUGCUUUAGCUGGAAAGCAUUUUGAAGAGCAAAGUGUAGCAGCUGGCCAUUGGGAAUCCCAACUGGAUGCUUUAAGACAUGCUCAGAGAGCAGCUCAUAGAGCUUGGCUGAUGACUGCGUUAGAUGACUAUCAGCUCAAUGAAAAUGCUACACCCAGUAACUCUCCACUAUGCACUUUCCCUCCAGAUUUACCCGGGCCCAUUCAACCGGCUCCACCAAGGCUAGAAGAGAGUUUCACCAUACAUCUAGGAUCACAGCUCAAACAAACACACAAUAUACGACUUGUCGCUGUUGAUGUUUUAGAUCUGUGUUCUGUGAAUCGGGGAGAUAGCGGUACAUGGAACCGCGCCCAACCAGCUCUAGGCUUAUACUCAAACGACCUGUCAGCUGUAGUACUAUUGGCCGAGCACGAGCCGUCACGUUCACCUCUCGUUGCCCUCGCGAGGCAGGCCACGGAACAUCACUUCGAUGACGUUGAGAUACAAUUACGAGAUAUCGCUGAAAAAGUUAAAGAACCGGCAGAAAAGCGUAAUUUAGAACGUGUAGCAAGUGAUGGGCGAGGGCGAACCGCCCGGGUCAAACGCUCGCUGCAGCCCGGGGACGUGUAUCUAAGUAGACACAGCAAUUUGGCGGAUGCUCAUUUAGUCUAUCAUCUCGUCAUUGAUGAUGAGCAGAUGAAAGCUGGUGAUAUCACGUCUCGUCACCCAGCAAUUCUCGCGCUACGCAAUAUCUUGAAGUCGGCUUCGUGUAAUGACGUCACUUCUAUUGCAUUGCCAUUGCUUCUUAGACAUGACUUAACUGAGGAUAUGACAAUGUCGUGGUGUAUCAGACGAGCGGAAUUAGUCCUCAAAUGUGUAAAGGGCUUUAUGUUAGAGGGGAGUGGAGGGGGCGGGGCAGAACUACGAACUCUCACCGUGGCGUUGCCUUCUACCACUAACCAAACAUUAUUUAGUGCUCUGGCAGAUUUAUUGACUAAUAUAUUUAGAUUGGCCGGACCUGUGCGACAAAAUAAAUUAGAAUAG
Messenger RNA from Pieris macdunnoughi, 1599 nucleotides. Lineage: Eukaryota; Metazoa; Arthropoda; Insecta; Lepidoptera; Pieridae. The record is from the annotation of a GenBank genome assembly.